UUAGCCUGACAACAACGUAAAUAUAUUUCCACACCCAAAACCCGACACAAUCCAACAACGAUGAACAAUCAAUAAUAAGUGAGUAAUAAUAAUAAUAAUAAUAAGGAUAGGGUAAUAUAUAACUCAUGUGACACCUGUCAGACUACCUGCAUGUCUGACUAAGCAGACAACCAAUCAUUAUCAUUCUCGCCUACACAUAAAUAACAUUCACCUCCUUUGUUCAGCUAUUCUCUACAUCAAUCAACUGUUCAAGAAGAUGAAGAAUAGUCAAGCAGAGUAAGAAGUAAAUGUUACACCGAUGUACAUUACAAUAUCCACAAAUACCAACACAUUAUGGAGAAAUAAAAGAAACAGUAGAAAAUAUUCACAUCGGAACCUUUGACAAUCAUGAAAACAAGACUCAAACAUCCAGCCCAGAGAACUCAGUUCAUCAUAGAUAUUUUGUCGAAGAUAAUUUGCUGAACUGUUUUUUUUUGUAUUAUAUGGAUGAUAGACAGACAGACAGGGAAACUAUCUAUUGUAGGAACUUAUUGUAUGGUCGUAUGGAUACUAGGAAAGAUUUGUGUAAAUCAUCAUUGGAAUAUAUUAUGUUACAAUGAUAACAAUGUUAUAACAUAACUUGUCACCUACCAACUUUUGCCAAAUAUAUUUUAAAACUU
Molecule: messenger RNA, 659 nt
Organism: Schistosoma haematobium
Lineage: Eukaryota; Metazoa; Platyhelminthes; Trematoda; Strigeidida; Schistosomatidae
Exons: 1
Coding region: 288-599 (103 amino acids)
Source: RefSeq, a predicted model, not a curated record